AUACUCAUCAUAUUAUGGUCUCUCAAUUGUGGAUCCACCAGUCCACAUGUACACAUGUUUCUGGGAUACCGAGUCUAGCUACCUGGGCGGUGCGAACUGGUCGUCUUCCAUAAAUUGCAAGCCUAGCCGACUUCGGCCCGGCUAGUGCGUACCUCGUCAUCCAGCCGCUCGCAAUACUACCGGUACCCACAGAGUGACCACGCAGCGCUACUACGACCAUCUAAAACAUGGCGGCGGAACCUCCAUAUCUCGAGCUGUUGAAAGCUGUGGACAGCUUCCCACACAUUGACAUAUCGAAGACACCAUACAAUGAGGACGAGAGAUCUUCCUUCUAUCAACUUCUCCUCCCCAACGACCCUCGGAGCCAUGGAUAUAUCCAUCCGUCAGUAAUACAGAAGCUUGAAUGGACAGCCUCAUUCCAAGUCAAACACACUGUUCCAAGAACGGUCCAGCUGCUGGAUGACUCAGACGGAAAAGACACUGCCGCCGCAUGCAGCCGGGCCUUCUACGAGGUGCUUGAGAAAGCAGUCAACUCUAAGACCUACCCUUUCCUUAAGACAAUGCAAUGGGAAAACUACAGAAUUGUUGGGGCCAGAUACCCGAAAGUGCAGAUACUGCGCAGUGCAGCGCGUCUAUUUGGCAUCUGUUCCCGUGGUGCCCACAUGACUGCGUAUGUAAGGACUAAUGACGGGAUGAAGAUCUGGGUAGGACGACGGGCCGCCCACCUCUUUACCUUUCCAGGCAAGUUGGACACAACUGUUGCUGGCGGAGUACGCGCCGAAGAGUCACCUUUCGAAUGCAUCGUCCACGAGGCUGCCGAGGAAGCGUCUAUACCAGUUGAAUUCGUUCGUGCCAACGCCAAGGCUUGCGGUGCGAUCACAUAUGUCGCAAAAAGUAGUGAUGCCUACGGAGACGGUUCUAACCUGAUGACUCCGGUCAUUCUCUACAACUACGACAUCGAACUUCCCGAAACCAUCGUACCUCGGCCGCAGGACGAUGAAGUGGAAGACUUCUAUCUUUGGGAUCUAGAGCAAAUCAAGAAGGCAAUGAUCAACCGAGAGUUCAAGACAAAUUGCGCUGCUGUCAUGAUCGACUUCUUCGUCAGACAUGGGAUCAUCACGGAAGAGAACGAGAAGGACUACCUCGAGAUUCUGACGCGCCUGCACCGUAAGCUGCCUGUGGCCACUUCAGCUUUUGAAAGUUGAAGCAGUGUUGUCGAAACUAUACAGUACAACACGACAACGCUCGGAAUGAAAUACACACCAAAUGCAUUGAUAGAGCGAUAGAAAGACCAAAUUGAUGUUCCGUCUAUU
Messenger RNA from Paraphaeosphaeria sporulosa, 1313 nucleotides. RefSeq lists its product as uncharacterized. The record is from RefSeq and is a predicted model, not a curated record. Bases 228 to 1205 code for a protein of 325 amino acids. Gene Ontology annotation, molecular function: 8-oxo-dGDP phosphatase activity. NCBI's taxonomy places the organism in Eukaryota, Fungi, Ascomycota, Dothideomycetes, Pleosporales, Didymosphaeriaceae. The transcript has 2 exons.